AUGAUCAAAAUUCUGUCAACUUGGACUUUGUUUGGAUGUAUAGUCGUAAAUAUUUUAUUUCUUGAUCUUGUCAAAUGCAUUGUCAAUUGGAACGGAAAUGACUGGGCUAUGUCAUGUGAUUUUCGUGGAAAUGAUCUGUCUAAUGCCCUAACAUCAUCAGAACGAUGCGGUGGAAAAUGUGGUGAAACUCAAGGAUGUACUCAUUUUACAUGGACAGGGUACAGUGGUGGUACCUGCUGGAUGAAAUCCGGUGCUGUUUCUAAAACCGAUGCUUUCUCAACCAAUGAUCCAAAUAUGGUCUGUGGUGUAGUUAAUGGCGGCCAACAAGGUGCCAUCCAGUGGAAUGGAAAUAAUUGGGCCAAGUCGUGUGAUUUUCGUGGAAAUGAUCUGUUUAACGUUCGAGUUUCAGCAGAACUGUGCGGUGGAAAAUGCGUUGAAACUCAAGGAUGCACUCAUUUUACAUGGACUCCGUAUAAUGGUGGUACCUGUUGGAUGAAAUCAGGUGCUGUUUCCAAAAGCGAUGCUGUCCCAACUAAUGAUCCGAAUAUGAUCUGUGGUGUAUUAGAAAACAGCAAUUCUGACUGGACUCGUGUAUGGGAAGAUAAUUUUGAUUGGAAUGGUGGUGUCGAUCCUAAUAGAUGGGAGUUUGAUGUCGGUGGAGAUGGCUGGGGUAAUAAUGAGCAACAAUAUUAUACAAAUAAUCGAUUGGAAAAUGCACGUUGUGAACUAUUUCCAGGUAGUACAAAUGGUCGCUUGAUUGUUGAAGCACGUCGAGAAAACAUGGGAAAUAAACAGUAUACUUCAGCUCGUCUCAAGAGCAAGGUUAAAUGGACAUAUGGUCGUUUACAAAUUCGUGCUAAAUUACCUGAUGGUCGUGGUCUAUGGCCAGCUCUUUGGAUGUUGCCGGAAAAGCAAACAUACAGUAAUACCUAUUGGCCAGAUAAUGGUGAAAUCGAUUUGAUGGAACAAGUUGGUUAUGAUCCAUUGCGUGUUGUCUCAACUGUACAUACACAAGCAUAUAAUCACAUGAAAGGCAAUCAACCAACUAAUUCCAUAAUUGUUAAUGAUGCUGUUACAAAUUUUAAAAUUUAUACACUUGAUUGGAAUGUGGAUAAAAUUGAAAUGUUUGUCGGAGAUGAUGCAAAUCCAUUUGCUAAUCGUAUCUUAGUGUGGAAUAAACAAGGAGAUUGGACACAAUGGCCAUUUGAUAAACCAUUCUUUAUUCUUAUCAAUAUUGCUGUAGGUGGUAGUUGGGGUGGUUCACAAGGUAUCGAUAACAAUAUUUUUCCUCGUCGAAUGGAAAUUGAUUGGAUCAUUAAAGAUGAAAAUAGGCAAUCAAAAGAUUAUGGUUUUGUUCAUUUUGAAACGCAAGAAGCAGUCGAUAAUGCUAUUGAUAAACUCAAUGGUAUGUUAUUAGGUGGCAAGAAAAUUUAUGUUGUGCGUUGUAAACCACAUAAUCAAGAAGCUGAUUCUGAAAAAGCACUUAAAUUUACUGAUUUGAUUAUAACAAAUUUUGAUGAUCGAUUAGAUAAACAAAUACUAAGUGAAAUUUUUUUCAAAUCAAAAGGUUUUGGAUUUUGCAGUUUUGAAAAUCCAGAAGAAGCUAAGCAAGCUGUUGAGGCUUUAAAUGGAUAUUCAAUUGGUGAUACACAGCUUUAUGUUGUUGGUUAUACAAAAAAAAAGUUAAACGCAAAAACAUGA
This is a messenger RNA of Rotaria sp. Silwood1, 1701 nucleotides long. The record is from the annotation of a GenBank genome assembly. NCBI's taxonomy places the organism in Eukaryota, Metazoa, Rotifera, Eurotatoria, Philodinida, Philodinidae.